Messenger RNA from Lolium rigidum, 1706 nucleotides. RefSeq names its product probable carboxylesterase Os04g0669600. The transcript has 6 exons. Lineage: Eukaryota; Viridiplantae; Streptophyta; Magnoliopsida; Poales; Poaceae. Gene Ontology annotation, biological process: protein depalmitoylation. The record is from RefSeq and is a predicted model, not a curated record. Gene Ontology annotation, molecular function: palmitoyl-(protein) hydrolase activity; carboxylic ester hydrolase activity. Gene Ontology annotation, cellular component: cytoplasm. Bases 1 to 702 code for a protein of 233 amino acids.
AUGGCUCAUCCCUCCCCGGCGGCGGCGGCGGGCGGAUUCGUGCUGUGGCUGCACGGGUCCGGCGGGACGGGCGAGCUGAGCCGCGCCCAGGUUGCCCCCUACUUCUCCGCCACCCCCGCCCUCCGCCUGUGCUUCCCCACCGCCCCCACCACCCCCAUCACCUGCUACGGUUGUGAGAUCAUGAUCAAUGCUUGGUUCGGCAUCCCGGGGACCCCUAUAACCGCUACCACUGUUAGAGAUGAAAAGGGGGUCCUUAAAGCCGUUGAGCAUGUGCACGAAAUGUUAGACAAAGAAGUGGCCGCCGGGACGAGUCCUGCAGACAUUUUCGUUUGUGGACUAAGCCAAGGAGGUGCUCUAGCCGUAGCAAGUGUUCUGCUGUACCCCAAAACUUUAGGCGGCUGUGUUGUUUUCAGUGGUUCAGUUCCUCUAAGCAAAUCAUUCGCCGAGAGGGUGCCACCUGAAGCUAGAAAGACUCCAGUAUUAUGGUUCCAUGGGAUGGCGGACGGGUUAGUACUGUUUGAAGCGGGGCAAGCCGGGUGCGCAUUUCUCCAAAAGCUUGGCAUGGCCUGCAUAUUCAAGGCUUAUCCAGGUCUUGGACACUCGUUGGUGGAUCAAGAGCUUCAGUAUUUUCGACAAUGGGUACUGGAGCGUCUAGGGAUCUCUCAACGAACUGAAGCUGCAGGACCAUCGUCGUCAUCUUGACCACUGAAAUUUCUAUCAGCUGAUCUUCAAAUUUAUGGGUACCAUUUCUAGUUGGUAGAUUACUAUAUCAGUGACCUGAACCUCGGUUUAUCUAGUCACACGAAUGAUUUGGAAUGUGAUCCAACAAAAGGUUCAUGAUACUUCUAGUUGACACCCGGGUGACUUUCUCUGUCAAUCAAUGAUGCUUCGAUUAACUGCCACAGGUGGCUGACAAGUGGAUCUUGGGCCCACAUGCUAGUUGAUCAUCUAUCAUGUUUCCCAAGUCAAUCAGGUUACUAAUUGUUGUAAUCCUACAGAGCAAUUUAUCCUUUUUUUCUAGAAGAGAGCUAUUUGUUAUUUGAUACUACCAGUACUCCGAUCUUGAAGUACUGGAUUGUCUAGGGAUCUCUCAAGGAACUGAAGUUGCAAGAUCAGCAUUGUCAUCUUGACCACAAAGAUUUUCACUAGCUACUUCUCAGAUUUAUUGAUACCGUUUCUAGGUGGUACAUUUACGAGUACAUCUGUGACCUGAAUCUUGGUUUGUAUUUCCACAUGAAUGUUUUGGAACGUGAUCCAGUGAAAAGAUUAUGGUACUGCUAGUUGACUUAAUUAGGGCAUGUACAAUGCAAGAUGCUUAAGGAGAUGCUUACAAAAAUGAACCAGUUUUUAAUUAAGCACGGGUGCUUAUUUAUACUAGACAGAUGCCUAACUAGGCACCUCUUCUAUACCAAUAACCACCGGUGCUUAACAAAUUUUCUUAAGCACCUUGCAUUGUACAUGGCCUUACGUGCCAGGUGACUUGGUUGAUGCUUCAAUUAACUUUCACAUGUGGCUGUCAAAUGGAUCUUGGUCCCAUAUGGUAGUGGAUCAUGUAAUUUGUUUCCCAAGUCAAUCAGGUCACUAAUUUUUGCAAUCGUAUACAGAUCAAAUUGUCCUUGAUACUACUCUGUAAUCGUGUACAAACCUCUUGCACCAGAUUAACCCUUUUAGUAUCCUUGCGACCACUCAAGGACUACAGCAAAGUA